AGUUGAGUCUCUGGUUGUUGAUGUUAGACAGUCGCACAAGGCGAAGCGCCUGCUGCCCGUGUUGAUUCAGCCUCCUCCUCCUCUUCCUCCUCCUCUUCUUCCUCCUGGUCUUCAGCACUGCUCCCCGCUGGACAGCUCCUGCCUGGACACCGCUAACGCUGCAUGGUCCCUUUAAGUCUUUUAAUGGAAGUAAAAUCUAUUUAUGUUUCAAGAAAUAUUGGGAGUUUACAACUUCACCCACGGGAGGAAUCUGCGGAUACCUCGUUUCGAGAUUUGUGGCAGCCAGCGUAUCCUCGGCGGCACAGAUCACAGAUUCAUUGUUAACGGCGACUGACGAGCCGUGUGUACACAGGCUUCAUCUCAAGACAUUUGGUACGAAGGUUAGUUCUUAAAACCGCGAAGCUGCUGUCUACGUGGACAGGUGCUGAAGCCUCCCGUCCUACUGCCAGGACCUCUGCCAAACCCAGAGACAUGGCGACGAACGGCACCAAAACGGAUGGACAAGUCACAGAACUGAACGAGGUGUCCACUAAUAAUGACAAGCCCAAGUCACUGGACGUGAAACCCGAAAAGAAGAAAAAGGAGUUGCCUGACAGAGAAACAUGGGCGGGAAAAUUUGAUUUCCUCCUGUCUUGCGUGGGUUAUGCAAUUGGACUUGGAAACGUAUGGAGAUUUCCCUAUCUCUGUGGAAAAAACGGCGGAGGAGCCUUCUUGAUUCCCUAUUUUUUGACCCUUAUAUUUGCUGGGGUCCCCUUGUUCCUACUGGAGUGCUCCCUUGGUCAAUACACCUCAAUUGGAGGUCUUGGUGUGUGGAAACUGGCUCCUAUAUUUAAAGGUGUGGGCCUUGCAGCAGCUGUCCUGUCCUUUUGGCUUAACAUUUACUACAUUGUAAUCAUUGCGUGGGCCAUUUACUACCUGUACAACUCAUUCACUACCGAUCUGCCAUGGAGCUCAUGUAACAAUCCAUGGAACACAGAGAAAUGUUACACAAACUACACCAUUUUAGAUACCACCAAUUUAACCAGUGCUGUGAUGGAGUUUUGGGAGCGCAACGUGCAUCAAAUGACUGAUGGCUUGGAAAAACCAGGCCAGAUUCGAGUGCCACUGGCAAUAACUCUGGCCAUUGCCUGGGUCCUUGUGUACUUCUGUAUCUGGAAAGGGGUUGGCUGGACUGGGAAGGUCGUUUACUUCUCCGCUACGUAUCCCUACUUCAUGCUGUUUAUCCUCUUCAUCCGUGGGGUAACUCUACCUGGAGCUAAAGAUGGAAUUCUGUUCUAUAUCACCCCUGACUUUGAAAAGCUCAAAGAAUCUGAGGUAUGGCUGGACGCAGCUACCCAGAUCUUUUUCUCUUAUGGAUUAGGACUGGGGUCACUUAUAGCUUUAGGCAGCUAUAAUCCUUUCAAUAACAAUGUUUACAGAGACUCUAUCAUUGUGUGCUGCAUCAACUCGUGUACCAGCAUGUUUGCUGGCUUUGUAAUCUUUUCCAUUGUUGGCUUCAUGUCACAUGUGACAAAGAAAGACAUUGCCGAUGUGGCAGCUUCAGGUCCUGGCUUAGCUUUCCUGGCCUACCCAGAGGCUGUAACCCAGUUGCCAGUGUCUCCUCUCUGGGCCGUUCUGUUCUUCUCCAUGCUGCUCAUGCUGGGGAUAGACAGCCAGUUCUGCACUGUUGAAGGCUUCAUCACUGCCCUUGUGGAUGAGUUCCCCAGAGUUCUUCGAGGUAGACGAGAGAUCUUCAUCGCUGUUGUCUGUCUAGUGUCCUAUGUGAUUGGACUUUCAAACAUCACACAGGGUGGAAUCUAUGUGUUCAAACUGUUUGACUACUACUCGGCCAGUGGAAUGUGUCUUCUGUUCUUGGUCUUCUUUGAAUGCAUCUCCAUAUCCUGGUUCUAUGGUGUAAACAAGUUCUAUGACAACAUCCAGGAGAUGAUUGGCUACAAACCUUGUAUAUGGUGGAAGAUGUGCUGGCUCGUGUUCACCCCUCUCAUUGUUGCUGGUGUGUUCUUGUUCAGCGCCGUACAAAUGGUUCCUCUAAAAAUGGGAGACUAUGUGUUCCCAGGCUGGGGUCAGGGAGUUGGUUGGCUCAUGGCUCUGUCCUCCAUGGUUCUCAUACCCGGAUACAUGGUCUAUAUGUAUCUUGGUCUCAAGGGCACUUACAAGGAGCGACUUCGAAUAAUGUUUCAGCCUCCCGCAGUGGUCAGGCGGCAACAGGAAAAUGGACCAGAGCAGCAAGCAGAAACCAACACUGCUAACCUGUCGAGCCCUGCCAAUGCAGCAAAUCCUGCCAGCCCUGUUAACCCGGCUCCUGUAAACCCAGUCAGCCCCACCAAUUCGGCUCCUGCCAACUCAACCAGCCCUGUGACGCCUGCUAACACAGCUCCUCCACCAGCUAACCCAGCCUCCGCAUCUAGCCCGGUAAAUCCAGCCACAAGCCCCGUCGCCACUAUCACCACCACAACCACCACUGUGGUCAGUCCGCUUAACCCCACCACCACAACUGUAAGCCCAACCAGCCCACCACCCAACCCAACUAGCCCAACAGAGCCCAUUAACCCCCCGAACCCAACAAGCCCGACCUCUAACCUGACCAAUGCUGAGGCCAAUGUGUAGACAACAAAGAAACCCUCAUGGAGCAUGUAAACAAAAGAGAACAUUACAAAGGACUUCCAAGAUUUUAAUUGAUUCACCUACCUCCAGGGGCAAUAUGUGAUCAAAAACAGAUUUCCAACUAUGUUUAAUUUUCUGCAUUUGUAAAACCAAGCCAAUAAUGUCUUAUUGUUGGUUUGCAUUCUGAAAACAAUAUCAAAGACUGUUAGUGUUCACAAAUACAAGAGUAAUUCUGAAUUUAAAAAACGUAAACAUACUGUGUAAUACUGUGAGAAAAGAAAAAAACUUAGAGAUAUAGAUUAGAGAUUUGUUGAAUAUCUUCAUGAAUCAAGUAAAUACUGUGUGAAUAUAGUAGAUGAAGUAGUGAACAAAAUUGACAUCAUUGAAGAGUGCAAAGGAUUGCAUCAACUUUUUUUUUUUUUUGUGGAUGUUUACUAAACCUCACACAGUUGUCUCUUUUCCAAUCGUUGCUCUCUGUGAGGUAAACUACAGGCCGCAAGGCAAACGGGGAGCUUUGAGUAAGCACAAUGUCAAUAAGAAGUUCAUGUUAAGAGCUCUGGAGUAAUCCAGUAUUUGUUGUAAAAGAUUUUGUGUGAGAGAGACUGUUAUUUUCCCUUCCUUUUUUUCAGUGAAAAAAAAGAUAAAACUUUUAUGUGAUCAAAGCAUUUUUAGAAUUAUUUUUAGGAUGUUUUAUACUAUAUGUGUUGUGAUGGAGGACCAAAAUCAGUAGGCAGACAAAAGCAAAAACUAUGCCAUUUAGUAUUUGGUUGGCAAAGCACAGGGUACAAAAAAAGUACAAAAACAAGACAAAAAAAGUAAUAGAAGAAGAGGAAAAAGAUGAUGCACAGGGUUAGAGAAGUGAUUUACAAACAUUGACUAUCCCUUAAUGCUGACAGUCAAUCCUGUUUACGUUUUGCAUGCUUUCCUCAGGAACAUCACUGAAUUUUUUUUCAAAUGUCUCCUGACAAACAAAAAAGGAAAAACAGAGAAGGCCUUAAGCCAGCACACCAAUUUAGCCAAGCCAUAGUCUGUUUACAUGACUGGGCAGAACUACAAAAUACCACUUUUUAUGCUAGCACAAAAAAAAAAACAAAACAAACAAACUAAAAAAAAAAAAAAAAAAAAAAAAAGACAAUACGGGACCAACUCUGUGUUUAAGUCCAGUCAUAAUUUUUUUUUCUCUCUAUGUCUCAUGAUCAGUCAUAGUUUGAUCAAUAUGUAUUCAGCAAUACAUACGUAGAUGUAUAAGUGCAGGCCAGAAAACAAGUGGCCUGUUUCUCUUUUUGUUUAUGUUGUCUUUGCUUUACUAGUAAAAAGCAUAAAGCUUUAAUUUCCCCAGACUUUUGCCAUGGCGUGUUAGGACAAUGUUAGUUUGCUUCUAUGGCAGCUACUGUGAAAGGCAUCUGGUUGAACAGAACAUGUUUACCUUAAAAAAAAAAAAAAAAAAAAAAAAAAAAGCAAAACAACUGAGCGAAAAUGUGAAAUGGCUACAGUUCAUGUCCUGUGAAUUUUGUAUAAAGUUACUCUACCACAGUUUUCUCUGGAAGUUUGUUGUAAAACUGUACUGUGUAAAACAUGUAACUGUGAAUGUUUGUACUACAUUGGAAGUUAUUGUCUAAAUGUUAAAAAAAUUGAGUUGCUGUUUUCUGCAAUAAUAUUUUGAUCACAGAAGCUAAAGCACAUAUCUUACAGAAAUAUAUGAAAUUAUGAUGACGAUAAAGAUACUAAUGAUUAUAUUAAAAAUAGAAACUAUGUCUAGUAAAACAAUAUUGUUUUGUAUAUUUUUAACUGUCUCACUGCCUAAUGUAAAACAUAAUAUAAACAUGAUAUGUAUCUAAAUGGUGUCAAAUGAUAAAGCACGAUUGUUAUGUUAUACAAACAGAAAAAGACUGAAAAAUAAAGAGUUAUAGAAAA
Melanotaenia boesemani (Boeseman's rainbowfish) is the source of this 4518-nucleotide messenger RNA. RefSeq names its product solute carrier family 6 member 1a (gene slc6a1a). NCBI's taxonomy places the organism in Eukaryota, Metazoa, Chordata, Actinopteri, Atheriniformes, Melanotaeniidae. The transcript is spliced from 15 exons. Gene Ontology annotation, molecular function: gamma-aminobutyric acid:sodium:chloride symporter activity. Gene Ontology annotation, cellular component: cell surface; axon; plasma membrane. Bases 472 to 2607 code for a protein of 711 amino acids. The record is from RefSeq and is a predicted model, not a curated record. Gene Ontology annotation, biological process: neurotransmitter transport; sodium ion transmembrane transport.